This is a messenger RNA of Lagenorhynchus albirostris (white-beaked dolphin), 4496 nucleotides long. It is a transcript of the gene ZNF282, whose product is annotated as zinc finger protein 282. Lineage: Eukaryota; Metazoa; Chordata; Mammalia; Artiodactyla; Delphinidae. Bases 109 to 2082 code for a protein of 657 amino acids. Gene Ontology annotation, biological process: regulation of DNA-templated transcription. The transcript has 8 exons. The record is from RefSeq and is a predicted model, not a curated record.
GCUCCUACGGGCUGUAGAUGGAGCUGUCCGGCCCCGGCGAGGGGGAAGGCGCCUGGAAAACGUUCUUCUUCUCCCUGGCCGGCCCGAGCGGGGAACAGCGCUCCCAGGAUGCAGUUUGUGUCAACACGGCCGCAGCCUCAGCAGCUGGGCAUCCAGGGCCUGGGGCUGGACAGCGGGAGCUGGAGCUGGGCGCAGGCUCUGCCCCCGGAGGAGGUCUGCCACCAAGAGCCGGCGCUGCGCGGGGAAAUGGCCGAGGGAAUGCCGCCCAUGCAGGCUCAGGAAUGGGACAUGGACGCCCGGCGACCAAUGCCUUUUCAGUUCCCACCCUUCCCAGAUAGGGCACCCGUCUUCCCCGACCGCAUGAUGAGAGAGCCCCAGCUGCCCACGGCAGAGAUCUCUCUCUGGACCGUGGUGGCCGCCAUCCAGGCUGUGGAGAGGAAGGUGGAUGCCCAGGCCAGCCAGCUGCUAAACCUGGAGGGCCGGACGGGGACGGCCGAGAAGAAGCUGGCCGACUGCGAGAAGACGGCCGUGGAGUUCGGGAACCACAUGGAGGGCAAGUGGGCGGUGCUGGGGACCCUGCUGCAGGAGUACGGGCUGCUGCAGAGGCGGCUGGAGAACAUGGAGAACCUGCUGAGGAACAGGAACUUCUGGGUCCUGCGGCUGCCCCCGGGCAGCAAGGGCGAGGUCCCCAAGGUUCCGGUGACUUUUGUAGACAUUGCUGUUUACUUCUCUGAGGACGAGUGGAAGAACCUGGAUGAAUGGCAGAAGGAGCUUUACAACAACCUGGUUAAGGAGAACUACAAAACCCUGAUGUCCCUGGACUCGGAAGGUCCAGUGUCCAAGCCAGAUGCUCCACCCCAGGCCGAGCCCCGGGAAGAGCCUUGCGUGUGGGAGCAGCGUGACCCCGAAGAGAGAGAAAUCCUGAUGGAUCCAGACACAGGAGCAGAGCCCCUGGCGCCUGCACAGGACACGUCCUCUCAGGUGAAGCGGGAGGAGGCGCUGUGUGCCCGGGGCCAGCGGGGCCUGGAGGAAAGAGCCAUCCCCACAGAGUCCAUUACCGACUCACCAGCUUCUGCCCAAGACCUCCUGUCCCGGAUCAAACAGGAAGACCCCCCGUGCGUGUGGGCUCAGCAGGAGUUGGCGGAGAGGGACAUUCCAACGGACCCCAACUCAGAGUCUCUGAUCUCCGCACACGACAUCUUGUCAUGGAUAAAGCAGGAGGAGCAGCCGUACCCGUGGGGCCCUCGCGACGCCAUGGAAGGAGAGCUCGGAUUAGAUUCUGGCCCUGGUGACAGCCUGCUGAUGGUGAAGAACCCGCCCCCGGCCCCGCCGCAGCCCCCGCCCGCCCCGCAGAGCCUGCCCCCGCUGCCGGCGCCCCCCGAGGACGCGGGCGGCCCCCCGAGCCGCGGCGGGGGCGGGCUGCUGGACGACGGCUUCCCCGCGCUGCCUGGCGAGCGGGGCGCGGGCGGGGCGCAGGCGGGCGGCCAGGCGGGCGGCGGCGGGGCCGCGGGGGGCGCGGGCGGGGGCCCAGGCGGGGGCGGCGGGGGCUGCGGCAGCUGCUGCCCGGGCGGCCUCCGCCGGAGCCUCCUCCUGCACGGCGCGCGCAGCAAGCCCUACUCGUGCCCGGAGUGCGGCAAGAGCUUCGGUGUGCGCAAAAGCCUCAUCAUCCACCACCGCAGCCACACCAAGGAGCGGCCGUACGAGUGCGCCGAGUGCGAGAAGAGCUUCAACUGCCACUCGGGCCUCAUCCGCCACCAGAUGACGCACCGCGGCGAGCGGCCCUACAAGUGCUCCGAGUGCGAGAAGACCUACAGCCGCAAGGAGCACCUGCAGAACCACCAGCGGCUGCACACGGGCGAGCGGCCCUUCCAGUGCGCGCUGUGCGGCAAGAGCUUCAUCCGCAAGCAGAACCUGCUCAAGCAUCAGCGCAUCCACACCGGCGAGCGGCCCUACACGUGCGGCGAGUGCGGCAAGAGCUUCCGCUACAAGGAGUCGCUCAAGGACCACCUGCGCGUGCACAGCGGCGGCGGACCGGGCCUCGGGGCCCAGCGGCCCCUCCAGGCGCCGCCAGAGCGAGACUAGGGUUGGGCCGGGGGAGGGAAGGGCCCGGCGGCAGGAGCAGGGGGCGGGGGCGAGCCUGGGGGCAUCCUGAGGCCCCACCAUCCGAUCCUGCUCUUGGUUCUCGGGGCGCCUUCCCUCCCUCUACCCGCCACCUGCUGGAAGUCGGGAACAGGAAUUGCACUCCAGAUGGGGUCCCCUGAGUGUGGGGCAGGGGUACCCUAGACCUGUCCGGCCUGAAUGGACAGCCCAGCUCUUCUCAUAGGGUGGACCAAGGGGGCCGGCGCAGGGAAGGUGCCGGAAGGACAGCGGGUAGGUCCCUCUUCCGGCACCCCCCCUCAGACACCUAGCGUGCCCAUUGGGCCUCUGGGGUCACAGAUUGUGAUCAGGGGAAACCACCAGGGAGUCUCGGAACCCUUCUGAGAUAAAGAAAUAGGUCCUAAAGUUAAGAGACCCUAAAAAAGGAAGCGAAGGUGUCCUGGUGAGAGGAGGGACGUGCUAAGGGAUGGAUCUCCGUGAUGACAACACUGCCUCGCGUUUGAAUAGCGCUUUAUACUUUUUUAAACACGUUUUCUAUCCGUUAUCUAUUUUCACCCUUAGCCUAUCCCUCUGAGGUACGUGGGGUAGGAUUUUCCUGACUUGAUAGCUGAGGAAAGUGAGACACAGGUGAGAUGGUUUGCCCGAGAUCACACAGAAGAGAGUGGCAGGGCUGGGACCAGAGCCCUGCCCCCAGCGCAGUGUCCCCACCACACACACUGCCUACCUCUGGCAUGUGAGAGACCUCUCUGGCCUGGUCUCUCUCCUCUCUCUUUCCCCUGACCCACCAAAAAUAAUCAGAAGCAACAGGGGCCAACUCAUGGGGUUACUGGGAAUGGGGAAUAGAUUGACUAGAAAAUACCCGGGGUUGUGCUUCCAAAAGGUUCUUCCUGUGUGGGCACUGCUGGGCGGGAGGGACGGCCCCCGGCCCCCAGCCUGUCCCUCCCACCUCCAGUCCCUCUACCUGGUGCAGCAGCAUCUUUCCACUGCACAGCAGUGACCUGGCCCUCCAGAGGCAGCUAGCACCCUGGCUCAGACCUCAUCCUGAUGAUUUAUUCGUUUCCCAGGGCACAGGGGUGAGGGAGAGGCUCUUGCUGCAAGAGCAGCUAUCAAGGAAGUGAGUCUCUUCCCAGGAGGGCCAGGGCCAGUAGGUGCUAGUGUCUGAGAGCCUCAGUCUCUCUCCUGCCCUGAGCCUCCCAACUGGUGCUGUCUGUUAACCGACCAUGCUCGUGGACAUGGACACAGACCCUCCUCUGCUCCAGACCCUGCAGGCGCCUCGGGAGGCGCCCAGAGGACUCCCCGUGUCAGUACAUCUGCUCUGUGGUCCUGAUGGGCCACAGCCUCCCUAUCUGCGUCUUGCAUGGCCAGGCACUGGGGUGGGGUGGCACGCCCCAGGACCCUUGUUUGUGUCAAGAAUGACUUCCGCUCCUGCCAUCGAUCCCACUUCUCUCCCAGCUGGGGAGCACAUGUGUGAGCGCUCUGCUUCUGCCCUUCCCCUCAUCUGUGCCGCUCUGCUUUCCUCAGACCCCUUUUUGCCGUGCAAAGGGAAUUCUUGAAAUUAAAUAAAAGGUGUCCAGAUUGCAGGCUGCAUGUUCACAAGGCCGGAGGGCUCUCCAGCGUGGCUUCGUACAGUAAACCCUCAAUGAACUGGAAUCCAGCUAACUGGGAUUUUUUCCCCCCUUUAUUCUGCUUUUUGAAGGAGGCAAAUCUUAAGAAAAUGAGAAGUUAAAUAUAGACAAGCUCAAUGGAGUUCUGUUGGAGCAGAAGGGGACCCUCUAGUCCAUUGUACUGGUUGGGAGGCAGCAGUAUUCUGCUUUUCAAAAGCAUGUGGAGAAAAUCAACAUUUUCAUAACCUAAAUCAUGGGAAGUAAGGCCAACAGUUUUUUUUGUUUGUUUGUUUGUUGCUUCUUUGGGCUGUUAAGAGUAUGAAGGAGGGGGAGAAAUCCCUACUGAGACAUGGGUUUGAAACAUUUGAGCCCAUAGCUCGAGUCUGUCCCUUUAUUUUACCUUUGAGGAGCUGAUUCCCAAAGAGGUUUAGUGACGGAUGAGUGAGAGAGCCACGGCCAAGUUUCUGGUUUCUCGCGUCCUAGUCUGGUGGACCCCACGCACCAAGUGCCCCUCGGUUAUGCCACAAGUCAACCCAGCCUCCAGCACCAGCCCCUGGGGGAGUCCUAGAGUGAGCUCUAACCCCCCCCCCGGAGCUGAGCGAAGGUGGUGACACUCAGUGUGGACCUCCCCCAGGCAGCGAGGAUCCUCAGUGUGGACCCUGCAGUCCACUUACCGAAGCAGGACGGCGGUCCUACUUUGGGGGUGGAUUUUUAUUUUCCUCCCGAUAAUGUGUUAAUUAAAAGUAUUUUAAUUAAAAGAUUAAUGCAUGCAGUAAAAAUCGGUUUAAAAAAUAA